AUGAUAUACAAUCGUGGGAUUGUCACGCCCCGCAUGAGGACACUGCAUGCAUUAGCUCGAAUUUCUUUGGAUAGAGAGGAAGAUGCAGGAGGUGAGGCUGCUGUGCAUGAACGGCGGGACAGAGUCCGCACGGGAUCAUUGGCCCAAGCCCACUUAUGGCGUCGCAGUGGCCACAUGCAGCACUUCGCGGACAACAUGUUUGAGAUUGCAAACCGGAGGGAAGGAGCAAGCGACCUGCGUUCAGGGGAAAUGCCAAACGUAGCGAUGUCCGAAAGAGAAGAGUCCUUGGCCACCUUCGCUGACGAUGCUGGAGCCUCUUACCUUUUGAAACCAAUGAGCUGCCCGCUACAUCUUUCUUAUUUCUUCGAUCGUUCUGUAGGAUUCGGAAGGGGAGGGGAUGCGGUUCUGGCUUAA
Messenger RNA from Eimeria maxima, 414 nucleotides. RefSeq lists its product as hypothetical. The coding region runs from base 1 to 414 and encodes 137 amino acids. The record is from RefSeq and is a predicted model, not a curated record. The transcript is spliced from 2 exons. Lineage: Eukaryota; Apicomplexa; Conoidasida; Eucoccidiorida; Eimeriidae.